Molecule: messenger RNA, 2315 nt
Organism: Cotesia glomerata
Lineage: Eukaryota; Metazoa; Arthropoda; Insecta; Hymenoptera; Braconidae
Product: protein-associating with the carboxyl-terminal domain of ezrin
Exons: 4
Coding region: 338-2242 (634 amino acids)
Biological process (GO): protein phosphorylation
Molecular function (GO): protein kinase activity; ATP binding
Source: RefSeq, a predicted model, not a curated record
UCUAUUUGAAAAGUUAUUUAUUUGUGCUAAGUAGCUGGGGAGUUAAAAAUUUCGAACAUGCAUCUAGUGUUAAUUUUUGACCAGAUGCCACUCACUUUCAGUAUCAUUAUUUGUAAUUAGAAAAAAAAAAAUUUUAUUUAAAAAAUCCUAGUCUUAGAAAAAAAAUGCGUACGCGCAGUUAAUGAUCAGCGACGUCACACAUGGACGGCCUUUAACAUACAGUGACAGCCACAAGUAAAAAGUAAACAAGUAAUCCAAUAAUUACACUUUGAAGGUUAUUCAAGAUAACAAAAAAUAAAGUAAGCAUAUUUUAAUAAAUAAAGUGACCAUUGACUCGAUGGGAAAUGAAAAAAGUGCCCUGAGUGGCCUGAAAAUAGAUGAAAAGGCCAUUGAAAUAACAGACUUCUGGCUGCACCACAGUGCCAAUUUGAAUGGCGCGAAUUCUUCAACAAUAUCGGUAUUUAUCAGCGAACCAUCUUUGCAAUCAUGUCCUAACUUCGGUAAGCCGUCACCUCUCGAAAGGACAGCCAAGAACUUGAUGCUCCAUCGCCACCCUUGCAUCCUGAAAUACAUAUCCUCAUGGAGAAAAGGCAGCAGCUAUUACCUGGCCACCGAGGAAGUGAAACCACUGGCCCAGAUAAUUGGUUCCCAGACUACGCUCCAGAUUUGCAUUGGACUCCACAGUAUUCUCCGAGCUCUGAUAUUUCUACACGAGAAAGCUCUUGCUUCUCACAAUAACGUCUGCAGUAGCUCGAUCUACGUCACUUCAGAAGGCUCCUGGAAGCUCGGGGGUCUUGAGUUUCUUUGCAGGUUCACGGAUUUCAAUCAAGCGUACUUGAAAAAGAUUAAGAACUUCAGGUAUGAGAAGGCUAUUGCUCCUGAAGAGGAUGGAAAUUCUCUAGAAACUCAAUUGAAUCCCAUCGGGGUUGAUCAGUAUGCUUUUGGAGUUCUUACCGAAGAAGUUUUACGGCUAAAAAAUUCUGAUGAUGUACCAGCUUUAGCAGAAUUUAAAGAAAUUUGUAAACGUAGCUUACAAAAUCCAGAUCCUUUAUUGAGGACUAAAUUGUCGACUUUAUUAAAUAAUCCAUUUUUUACACAUGAUUUUAUAAAUAUUCAUGAAUUUUUAAUGGAACUACCAUUAAAAAGUGAAACUGAAAAAGAAGAAUUUUUUUCAAAUCUUGUAUCACAACUUAAAGCAUUUCCUGAAAAAAUAAUAGCUGACCAAUUAGGCCGACUAUUAUUAUCCCGAAUGGUACUGCUGGACAGUACAGCUCAACAAAAAUUACUGCCAUGUGUACUGAAGCCAAAAACGGAAGACAAUGAAGAAGACACGAGUCUUUUUACAGUUUCAACAUUUAAAAGCCACUUGGUACCAAAAUUACUGCAGAUGUUUUGUGUCCGUGACACAUCAAUACGCCUGUUAUUAUUAUCUCAUUUAAAUUCUUUCAUCUACGCUUUUCAAAUAGACGAACUAAAAAACCAAAUCCUACCUGAGCUUCUGGUAGGAAUAAAAGACCACGACGAUCACUUGGUCAGCGUGACACUGCGAGCGCUGGCUGACUUGGUGCCAAUAUUAGGAGCUGCUGCUGUGAUAGGCGGCAAACGCGGUAAACUCUUCACAGACGGUCGUCCUAAUCACGGUCAAAUCAGGCGUGAAGCUUCUACUAGGUCCAAAAGAGCUAGUAAUAGUAGUAAUAGUAAUCAUAAUAAUACUAAUAAUAUUAUUAAUAAUAAUGGCAUAGACUGUCUGCCAGUUGAACUGCUAGAGAGACCAUCACCAGACGGUGGAGAGGACCGAAUUGAAUCUGCGUUGAUUUUAGCCGAAGAAGAAACAACUUGGUCUGACUGGGAUGCUCAUGAAGUGAACAUCACAAAGACAAUUGACACUGAUGUUCUUCCUGAAGCCAUUCAAGAUGACGAAUUUCCGCCGGUGAAACCGGAAACCUCCGAAGCGACGGUCAAAAAAGACAAACUGACUUAUAAUAAAAAGACUAUUGUUUCUGAUAUUCGAGAAUUGGAUAUUAAACAUUCUAAGACAAUGCAACAAGCUGCCGAAGAGGUGGAUUUCUUCACAGACAUGGAACCGGUUAUUGAGAAGCCAAAAGUUGUUCACAUCGAGCAAGUAAAACCGAAAAAAAGUGUGUUUGAUGUCAAAAAUGGAAAUCAAGACAUUGAAGAUGAUGAUGGCUGGGUCGAAGAUUUUGACGAUUGGGGUGAUAAUGCUGCUGCGGUGAAAGAUUGAUUUUCUUUUUUAUUACGGUAGUAAAUUUAAAGUUUCGCAUGGGGGGUGUAAAUAAUUUAAUGUGUAAGCUUGG